This is a messenger RNA of Hemicordylus capensis (graceful crag lizard), 3564 nucleotides long. RefSeq names its product cryptochrome-1-like. NCBI's taxonomy places the organism in Eukaryota, Metazoa, Chordata, Lepidosauria, Squamata, Cordylidae. Gene Ontology annotation, cellular component: nucleus; cytoplasm. The transcript has 11 exons. Gene Ontology annotation, molecular function: FAD binding; DNA binding. Gene Ontology annotation, biological process: entrainment of circadian clock by photoperiod; circadian regulation of gene expression. Bases 1506 to 3086 code for a protein of 526 amino acids. The record is from RefSeq and is a predicted model, not a curated record.
UCUAUAGCUGAGUUCAGACAACAGCUUGUUCCACAAUUGCAACUGUGAUCAGAAAUGUGGGAAAUGGUAGCUUAAAGAGGUACUAAGGAAGGGCUUUUCUGCAAACCACCACCACUGUAUGACCUCUUUAAUCCUGGUAUUUGGAUUAGCAGCAACCAGCCUGGAUAUAUCAGUACUGUCUCCUUGUAACAAAAAUGAAGUAAUACACAAUCAAAAAGCAUCUAUAUAAGUUUCCUGAAAUUGACAGGCCAGGCGAACUUUUAUCUCUGCGGUAGGGAGACUAGUAAACUUUUUUUCUAACAAAACAAGAACUUCAAUUUUCAGGAGCAAUCAAAUUCUUGUGUACAAGAAAGCUGGAUUCUUUAUUCACAAUACAUUCAUGACAAUGCCAGCUUCCAGGCCUAUAAAUCUAUAGUCACAUUGAUUUUCAUUACCUACAUACUCGGAAUUGUGCUGUUAGAGUCCAAAGUAUGGUACAGUGACCAUAGGGGAAAAUAUAUAUCUGCCAUGCAUAUCUUGUGUCUCAGAGAAUGAUGUGGUUCUAUCUAGCUAAUUUCAUAUUUUGAUGCAUGCAUGUCUUGUGUUUGCAGAUCAUAAUGUUGCUCUGUUCAUAACUGAUUCCAUAAUCCUUUCUGAAUGCUUCUCUGUUUCUAAACUUCCCCCCCACUCUCAGCUUUUUGUUUCCAGUUUGGAUUUAAUCCAGUAUGAAUGAUGCUGCUAUGCUAAUAAACCCAAAUGUUUCUGUCUAGUCUUUACUACUUCUGCCAUCAAUCAUACUGUACUUCCUCUCCUUCUUAACUUAAUUAUUUUCAAAUAUGUAAAUAUCUGUAAUUUACAUAUUUGUAAUUUCAAAUAUGUAAAUUGAUAAAGCAACCAAAAUUGCAACUUCCCAAACUAGUUUCAAUUGUUCCAAUUAAAUAAACAUAUUUAAAUAUAUUAAAGUACUGUAUAAUUGAAUUGCAUACUCUGACUGUCCAGUACUUUGUGUCAGUCUUUUUGCUCCACUGAUUUUUGUCAAUGUAUACACAGCUCUUUAUUUAGAGAUUACUGUUGUCGAUAUGUGAGAAAAUAGGAUGAAGGGAGAUGAAUAUCCCAAGCUAGGUCUGACCCACUGACUAUCCCAAGCUAAGUGAGCUGGUCUUGUGGUAGCAAGCAUGAUUCUCCCCUUAGCUAAGCAGGGUCCACCCUGGUUGCAUAUGAAUGGGAGACUUGAUGUGUGAGCACUGUAAGAUAUUCCUCUCAGGGUAUGGAGCCACUCUGGGAAGAGCAGAAGGUUCUAAGUUCCCUCCCUGGCUUCUCCAAGAUAGGGCUGAGAGAGAUUCCUGCCUGCAACCUUGAAGAAGCCACUGUCAGUCUGUGAAGACACUACUGAGCUAGAUAGACCAAUGGUCUGACUCAGAAUAUGGCAACUUCCUAUGUUCCUAUGACCCACUGUCACAAUUCUUACAGAAAGAGAGACUUUUUCUCAUUUGAUUCACUACAACGCUUUCAAAUAAAUAUCCGACAUGCCUCAUCGGACCAUUCACCUUUUCCGGAAGGGACUCCGGCUACAUGACAAUCCCACUCUGCUGGCUGCUCUGAAGUCUUCUGAAGUUGUAUAUCCAGUCUACAUCCUAGAUAGAAAAUUUUUGACAUCUGCAAUUAAAAUGGGAACUUUGCGCUGGCAUUUCCUCCUGCAGUGUCUGGAAGAUCUCCAGGCAAAUUUAAAGAAACUGAAUUCUUGCUUAUGGAUUAUUCAAGGAGAAUAUGAGGUGGUGCUGCGGGAGCAUGUUCAAAAGUGGAAUAUUACCCAAGUGACUUUGGAUGAUGAGAUCGAACCAUUUUACAAGGAGAUGGAGAGGACUAUCCAAGUUAUGGGGAAAGAAAUGGGAUUUGAAGUAUUUUCCUUGGUGGGGCACACUCUGUAUGAUGUCAGACGAAUUGUGGAACUAAACAAGGGAAUACCUCCAUUGACAUACAAGAGGUUUCUUCAGAUUUUGACUGCACUUGGAGAUCCUGAGAUGCCUGUACAGGACCUUACAGCUGAGGAUUCCCAAAAAUUCAGUCCUCUCCCUGAAUUGGGUCUAGAUGAGUGUUACAGAGUGCCUCUCCCUGAAAACCUGGGAAUUUCCAAAGAAUAUCAGUCACCUUGGAGAGGUGGGGAAACUGCAGGGCUGCAGCGACUUGAAGAGCAUCUAAAAAAGCAGGGCUGGGUAGCAAAGUUUACAAAGCCAAGAACUAUCCCAAAUUCUCUGCUUCCAAGUACUACGGGCUUGAGUCCUUAUUUUAGUAUGGGCUGUUUAUCAGUUCGGACCUUUUUUUAUAGGUUGUCAAAAAUUUAUGCUCAGUCAAAGAAUCAUUCUCUGCCUCCAGUAUCUCUUCAAGGACAGCUGCUGUGGAGAGAAUUCUUUUACACAGUAGCAUCUGCAACACCCAACUUCACAAAAAUGGUUGGGAAUCCCAUCUGCCUUCAAAUAGAAUGGUACCAAGAUGCAGAGAAGUUCCACAAAUGGAAAACAGCUCAGACAGGAUUUCCCUGGAUUGAUGCCAUUAUGACUCAGCUCCAUCAGGAAGGCUGGAUACAUCAUCUUGCUCGCCACGCAGUUGCCUGCUUCCUGACACGAGGAGACCUCUGGAUCAGUUGGGAAGAAGGCAUGCAGGUAUUUGAAGAGAUGCUUCUGGAUGCAGAUUAUAGUAUCAAUGCAGGGAACUGGAUGUGGCUAUCAGCCAGUGCUUUCUUCCACCAGUACACACGCAUUUUUUGUCCGGUUCGUUUUGGCAAACGCACAGAUCCAGAAGGUCAAUACAUCCGAAAAUACCUUCCAGUACUGAAGAAUUUUCCUUCCAAAUACAUCUAUGAACCAUGGACAGCACCAGAAGAGGCACAGAUAGAGGCUGGCUGCAUUAUGGGUAAAGAUUAUCCGUUUCCUAUGGUAAACCACAAAGAAGUCAGUGAUCAUAAUCUACAACUGAUGAAGCAAGUCAGAGAAGAACAGUAUAAAACAACUCAGCUCACAAGAGAUGAUGUUGAUGAUCCAAUGGAAAUGAGGCUGAAGCGUGAACAUUCUGAAGAGAAUACUAAAAAAAAGAAAACUUGCCAGAAAUAAUGAAGUAUAAACUGACAGCCCUAUCCUAUUGAUGUUUAUUUGUAAGUCCUACUUUAUCGGACUUCCUUUUAAGGUAGUAAGCCUGAUUCAUCCAGGAAGAUUCAACGUUUAUGAUGCAGACAAUCAAACCUUCUAGAGACUUCUAGAAAUCAAAAAGUUGCAAUGGACUGAAAUUCAUUUGUACUAUCUAUAUAAUGCAAGUAAUGCUGUACAUUUUCUGUUAUCAGUUUCCUUUGCAAACCACAUUUUUUUCUAGAAUGUCUGAUUUGAAACCCUUCAUAAAAUAACUUGCUAUGCAGAUGGCUCAUACCACUAUAGUAAAUAUUGACUAUUAGGAAAUAUUAUGGUUACUGUGCAUGGACACCCUGGUUUUAUGGAACUGCUUUGACUGGUGUUCAGUCAAAAGUAAUAUUAUUUUAUUAUUACUUGUUAUUCAAGCAAAGGUGUGGGAUAAUUUUAAUAAAAUGCUUUCACACUA